Messenger RNA from Ruditapes philippinarum (Manila clam), 10187 nucleotides. Its product is annotated as potassium voltage-gated channel protein Shaker-like. The transcript is spliced from 4 exons. Gene Ontology annotation, cellular component: membrane; voltage-gated potassium channel complex. Gene Ontology annotation, biological process: protein homooligomerization; potassium ion transmembrane transport. The coding region runs from base 1362 to 3254 and encodes 630 amino acids. The record is from RefSeq and is a predicted model, not a curated record. Gene Ontology annotation, molecular function: delayed rectifier potassium channel activity; protein binding. NCBI's taxonomy places the organism in Eukaryota, Metazoa, Mollusca, Bivalvia, Venerida, Veneridae.
AAAAUGUUUAUCUUCAACUAACCUUCAAUUCUACCAAAAAUAAAUAAAUUCAGGACCAUUAAUUUAAUGAAUAUUGGUCUCAUAUUGGUAACACAUUCUGAUGUUUGUAGGAAAUAUGUUUAUCAGUUUAAUAGUGAUGUAAAUGUGACAUUUACGAUACUAGUUUUUUUUUGAAAUUCUUAAAUUUUGUAAGUUUUUGCUACUCUAUAUAACAGUUGAGGUGAGAUUUUACAGACCGCUAUAACAAUUUGAUGGGCAGGUACACAACUUUCAAUGUCUUCAAUCAAAUUUGUAACAAUAAAACUCACUACAUGCAUUUUAUUAUGAGGGUGUUGGAAUGGAACCAAAAACAUACUGGCACGAAAAAUAAACCACUAGUUAGCUGAUAGCAUCAGCUGCAAUGUUCAGGUGUGAUUUCUGGCGUUCCUACCAAUAACUACACAAGACCUGUCAUUUAUACAAAGGUAAUGUCAAAAAUGAUAGCACCACAGUCACUGUCAUCAUCAACAUGAUUAUCUUUCACUCUUGUGUGACAAUAUUGCUGGAAUUAUAAACACUUAAACGUGAUACAUACAUUACUGUUCAUUUACUUACCUUCAUUUUCUAAUGAACUGUAAUGAACUGAACAGGUGAACAAAACAAGACAAUUUUCUGUGUGACUUGGAUAAAGAUAAAAAAAAAAAACACUAUUACCUAUGUUUUCUCAAGGAUUAAUAAAAUACAAUGAUACAGAACAGCUGAAUGGUUAUCUUAGUCACCAAAGUUAUAUAUCUAUCUAUCUAUCUUCUUACUAAAAUGUGAUAAGAAAAUCACAAAUUUUGUUCGGUGCUGACAGUUUGUGAGGUAGAGUCAAUGCAAUCAAAAUAUUGCCAUACUGGGAUGUUCAGUAAUUAAUCAUUUAUUUCAAUUCAUUUACUUUAUUUUUUUUGACUGAUUACAAGCUGUGACUAGAAAUCAUUUGUUGCAUUCAUUAACACGCUACAACAGCUCUUUGUUUGUUUCAAAAUUAUUCUUCAAGAGAAUGUUGUUUUUUUGUUUUAUUUCUCUUUUUUUUUUCUCCAAAAGCUACAGUGAAUGUCAUCUCCCUGAUUAGCAAGUAAUUCAGCAUAAUUAUGUGAGUUAUAAAGCUGUAACUGAUUCAUUUAAUGAUAUAAGUGUGGAUGCCGACUUUUACUGUGAUUCUCCACAACCAGUGACAAGGAUUAUACUGUGAAAUAUUCACCAGUGCUUUCACUACCUGAUACUGGAUUUUUAUUUUUUGUGUGUAUUUGUAAUAAUAAAAAAAAAAAUUGUGAUAAAAAGUGUAUUAAUUAUAAACGACAUUGAGAGUGGUUGGGGUUUUUUUCUGUUUGUAUGUAACCAUGGCAAUGCGAGUGAGUACAAGUAUUGCUCCCGGGCAGAGUCUCCAAGAAACAAGCCAGCCUAAAGAUUUAGAUGCCAGUGAAUCCCACCGUCUUGAACGAAUUCAAGCAGCAAAACGAAUUAGACGGAGUAAAUCUGCACCAAGCAAUGCUCGGUCCGGAUCAGUGACAGCGAGCCAACAUACAGAAGAGGAGACCACCUCAACAUGCCUUCCAAACAUCUUCAAAAUGCAACAGAAGUCGGAUAAACAUAAAGACAAAGAGAAAGAAGAACAAUGUGCUGACAUUCCAUCCCCAGUGUCGGAUCCACCUCCUUAUGAAUCUGUACGCCAUGACCACAAUGAAAAUGCUCAUGGUGGCAUAACUCCAUAUAAGAACUAUCAGGAUGAUGGAAAUGAACUCAGGGAUGAAUCUACAGCACCACUACUUGGAAAUUGUGAACAGCCACAGAGGUCUUUUCCAAAACUUACUGAAGAUGAUCAUAUACAUCCAAAUGAUGGGAUGGGCCAGCAAUGUAUGGAUUAUGAAGCAUGUGAGCGAGUGGUGAUCAAUGUGAGUGGACUUCGGUUUGAAACCCAGUUGAAAACUUUAAAUCAAUUUCCUGAAACUUUAUUAGGAUGCCCAUCGAAACGAAACAGAUUUUAUGAUCCCUUGCGGAAUGAAUACUUUUUUGAUCGAAACAGACCAUGUUUCGAUGCAAUUUUAUACUACUACCAGAGUGGUGGCCGUUUGAGGAGGCCUGUUAAUGUGCCUCUUGAUGUCUUUGCUGAGGAAAUUAAAUUCUAUGAAUUAGGACAAGCUGCUAUUGAAAAAUAUCGCGAAGAUGAAGGAUUUAUCAAAGAAGAAGAAAAACCACUUCCACAAAAUGAAUUUCAAAGAAGGGUAUGGUUACUGUUUGAAUACCCCGAAAGCUCAACUGCCGCAAGGAUCAUUGCCAUUUUCUCAGUGCUAAUUAUUUUACUUUCCAUUGUGAUAUUCUGCUUGGAAACUUUGCCUGAAUUCAAGCAUUACAGAGUUACGAAUGAGACAAUAAAUGGCACAGGUUCAAUUGAAGAAGAUGAUAUUCCUAAAUUCAAUGAGCCAUUCUUUAUUAUAGAAACCUGUUGUAUAAUAUGGUUUACUUCAGAACUUCUUGUUCGGUAUGCAUCAUGCCCUGGAAAACUUGGAUUCUUUAAAAAUAUUAUGAAUGUUAUAGAUAUUGUUGCAAUCAUUCCAUAUUUCAUCACAUUGGGGACAGUCAUUGCAGAUGAAAGCAAAAGUAACAACCAGGCAAUGUCCCUGGCUAUCCUAAGGGUGAUAAGAUUGGUCCGUGUCUUUCGAAUUUUCAAGUUAUCAAGACACUCUAAAGGACUGCAGAUCCUUGGGCAGACUCUUAAAGCCAGUAUGCGAGAACUCGGAUUGCUCAUAUUUUUCCUAUUUAUUGGAGUUAUAUUGUUUUCUAGUGCAGUUUAUUUUGCUGAAGCAGAUGCAGAAGCAUCACAUUUCAAAAGUAUACCGGAUGCAUUUUGGUGGGCUGUGGUAACUAUGACAACUGUGGGUUAUGGGGAUAUGCGUCCGAUCGGAGUGUGGGGAAAGUUAGUCGGAUCACUGUGUGCCAUUGCCGGUGUAUUGACAAUCGCGUUGCCUGUGCCUGUUAUAGUUUCCAACUUCAAUUACUUUUACCAUCGAGAAACAGAGUACGAUGACAGACAAUCAUACCAACAUGUACAGUCUUGUCCAGAUUAUCCAAAAAAGAAGGAUUCGCUCAUUUCGGGGGAUAGUGGUUCUGAUGUAUUAGAAAUGGGUGAGGGUGGAAGUUUAUAUAAUAUCAUGGAAAAAUCUAAUGAAAAUCACACUAACAAAAAUAAUAAUCCAUCUAGUGUAAACAAUUUGAGCAUUGAAACGGAUGUAUAAUGUAUAAUUUGAAAUUGGAACUAAUUCACCCUUCAAAAACUUUUGAUUCACCACAUCAGAAGGAGCAUUUUUAUCAAAGUAAGAAAGUUCCCAUAUGAUAGCAUGGAAAAUCAGAGGCUAUUUGUUAAGAAUUUUUGUAGAACUGGAGAUACAGGCAAGCUUAUUGUGAAAAAAAUGUUUACUCUAUAGAAAGAUGAAAAAAGAACAAGAAAGAAUGUAGAUCUGAACUCAGGAAAUUCAGGAAAUGUGGAUAAAGAUAGAGGAAAUAGACAGAAUGAGAGUAAAUUGCCAGUUUGAAUAUCAAUAGUAAAAGUUAUUAUAAAAUACUAGGAGAAAUGACAUGAGAACAUUACAUGUAUAGUGGAUCAAGAGAUAAGAAUUUUUAACAAAUGUUACAUUUUGUGUGUGUGUUCUUUUUCCAUUUCUGAAAGGUUACCUGCUGUGAUACGUUUAUAUGUAUAUAGUAGUGAUGUACAGUUAUUGACUACAAGUUGGCGACAGUUUUUUUUUUACAUUUUUCCAAAUCCAUGUCUUUCUUGAGAAAUCCUCACCCAAGUUAUGGACUUUUUAUACAUGGCACAGAGAAUUGUAAACUCUCACAUAGGGGAUAGCACGCUACAGUUACUUUGUAUCUGUUUUGUGGAAUUAAAUGUUGUAGAAGUUUAUCUUAGGAUGACGCAAUAUGUAUAUAUUUAAAGUGUUAUCUCGGCUGAACCGAUACUCUUGGUCGAAUUUUCAACAAUAGCUUUCUACCUCAGAAUUUGAAAGUAGCCACCUUUUUAAAUACACCCUGGAGCAUCAGUUUGAAAUAGCUGCAAAUACUAGGAAAGAAAGAAAGAAUGGAAUAAAUUGUGGUACAUGUAAAAUUAAACUUACGUGAUACAUCAUUAUAUAUGAUUAUAAAGCAAUUUUAAUGACUUCUUUUUGAAAUCACCUUGUUUUUUUUUCCGAGCAUCAUAUAUGUACAGAUCACUUUUAACACUAUGCAGUUUAUUAAAAACUAUAUAACAAUGCACCAUGUACCACGUUUUUCACUAUGUUGGAUUUAAAUUACGGGAAAUAAAUGAGGCUGUCUGUUAGACAAGUGGAAUAUUACAAAACUAUUUAAACAAAAAGCUGAUACACUCUUACACACCAAGGAAGAAUAAAUGACUUUCACAGACAGGAGAGAAAAAUUCUGAUAUUUCAACAAUUCCAUCUCUACACAGAAAUUUCUCCACAUGGUAGCAAAAAUAUGUUGACAUUGGCAUACUGGCAGACUUCCUGGAGACCAGUGAUAUAUCAUGGUACAACCACGGGUGCAGUUGGCACUUUCUUUUAUUUUGAUGCCUGGAAAUUAUCAUUUAUGUGAGGGUUAAAUGCUGCAGUGUUCAAAUUACUAAUUUCGGAAUAUAUCUUAAUUAAUUCAUCAGUGAAACAAGUUUAAAUUCACAUGGUGUGUUUGUUUCAAGUGUGAUGAUGAAGAAAACAAGCUUCAGGACCUCAUGUGUGCACCAGUUACCUAUAUAACUUUCUCUGAAAAGCCAAUCCCAGAUUUUUGAUACGAUUAUGAGAAACCAUUCCUGUGUAAAGAAGAACAAAAUACUGUUUCCUGUAUUAACUAGUAAGGUGUGAAGUAUUUAAUAUUAUACAUGUUUUAGUUGAAAGAAAUAAGUAUAUUAAGGUCACGUUAGUGUUAGAGAUAUAUAAGUCUGGACUUACUUAUUGUUAUAGAUUAUCACUGAGUAUAGAGGUAGACACUUAAAAUACUAGAGUGCAAGUUUUCCAGAGAAUGCAGGAAAUAUAUGUCUUUUGUUUAUGAUUUUUACCAUAAAUCUAGUUUAUAAAUAAGUUUAAAGGAGAUCAUGUGACUUUAUUAAGACAAUUAACCAGAAACAGAACUAGCUAUAAGCUUCAGCAUUACUCUAACAUUAAACAAUUUCCCUUUGUUUUGAUUGGCUUCACAAAUUCUAUGAAUUAAGCUUCUACUAUAUCUCCCAUCCUCUCUCUAUAUUUUGUUUUCUAAUCUAGUUUCCCCUAUCUGUUUCUACAUUACAAUCAAUACAAUUAACUGUAAUCAUUGUUUCACAUACUAUAAAUAGUUUCAGAACUGAUUGCACAUUCUAUGAAUAGCUGCGAAACUGCUGGCCACAGAAAUGGCAAAAGACUUUUAUAUAAAAUCUCAUUUUUGUCAUUUGUUAGAAAAUUCCUCUGGUGUCAAUUGAUUGGUCAGUUUUGUAUACACUGUCAGCAUCCAUUAUUCAUCCAUGUUUGAGGAAACUUCAUUUUAAAACCUGGAUGAUAUUAAACUAAUCUUCCAUUCAUUUUUAAACAUGUGAGCCAUGAAGUAUUUAACUGUAUCUUGUCAUUUUUUGUAAAUGACCAAUAUCAAUGCAAUAUGUUAUUUUAUAGUGAGUAGAUUUUUACCCUUUAAUGUAUCAUUUUUUUUAUCCCAUCCUUUGUCACUCCUUUAAUGGUUUGUUUCACUUUCAAUAAGGAAAAAAACAAGCAUGUUUUAUGCCCUUUUUUCAAAAAAAAAAAGCACAAAUCUUAAAAUAUAUUUUCAAUUUUAUGAAAAAUCAUUGUGUGAUUUGGAUAACAUUUUACCAAGUUACAAUUAUCAAUUUGUAAUAUUAUAGUUAAACAUUUUACCUUUUACUGGAAGUACAUGUAGUUUCUAAACAGCAAUGACAUUACAUUGUAUUCUUUUUAUUCAUAUUUUGAAGAACUCUUCACUUUUUGUAAAUUCAUCUUACGAAAAUUGUUUUUUCAUUGGCUGCAACCUUUUUUUAUAUAGUAGAAGAAUAAGUUAUGUUUAAAAACUUUAAAGAUUUAAGUUUUAAGACAUUUUUGUCAUCUUUAAAUUGUCGGAAUUUAAACUUGUGGCAAAAAAAUGUGUCCAAAAAAAUUUUUCAAAUUCAAAUUUCAAAAUUUUCUUUCAUAUACAAGAUACAUGCUGACGUAGUAUAAAAGUAUAGUUAAAAUGAUACUGAUAUAAUAUAAAUAUUGACUACAGAAUUUUAUAACUAAGUCCUGACAGUGAUAAAGUGCUCAAUUUUUGUAUGUAAGGUGAUAAUGUAUGACUGAUGUUUGUAGGAACUGACAUUUAGAAGGAUGUUUGGGCUGAAAAUGAAUUUUUUUAUGUUUCUUAUAUUUUUGAGAGAAAAUUGUUAAAAAGUACCGGUUUAUUACUAUAGUUACCAAGAUAAGCCUUUCAUAGCGAGUGUGUUUCUCCAGUAUAUAUACAUAUAUAUAUUGAGUUAUUAUUAAGUUUUAUAAUACAAUGGAUUUAUGUUGAAAAAAGAAAUCCAUUUUUACAUGAUUGAUAUUUUGUUGACAGUUCAUAUUUCUGUUUUAUAUUUUGGGAUAAGAAGAUUUAUUAUGGUGUUUUCUUAACAUGGUUCGUUAUUUAAAAAUAGAUUUAAAUUAUUUCUGAAUCUGAUACUCAUGUAUAUGUGAAAUAGUGAAUGCAAAGUUUAGAACCAAAUGUUUCAAAAUUUUAUUCAAUAUACAUGCCAGAGUUUGUAAAUCCAUCAGACAAAUUUGCUUAAUUGUUCAGUAAGAAAAUUUUUUUUUGUUUGGUAAUAAAAUUUUUUGGGUAGCCAUGAUUUUUACAAGCAAUAAUUUAUUUGAGACCAUAUAUAAUAGAUUUUGUUUGUCUUCAAAUGGCAUUGAAAAUCAGUACAUGGAAAGAAGUUUGGAAUAAUUGUAUAUAAAGAUCAGGUUAUUUCUAUACAAAAAGUAUCAGAUGCAGGGAACAAUUGUCAUUUAGAACAGCCAUAGUAAAUGGUAGUGGUGAAUUAUAAUAUAAAUCAGGUUACUGACAUGUCUAUAAAUAUAAAAAUCCAUAAUUGUAGUAAAAAAAAGUAUCUUACAGAAAAAAAUAGUCUACAAAUGUUGUUAUUGAUUUACAGUUAUUUAUGAAAACUCAAUUGCAGAUAAAAAAAAACAUUUUGAUAUAGCCUGCAUAGAAGAAUUUUCUACACUGUCUGUGACAGAAAUCAGAUUUGUUUGCCUCAUUUGCCAGUGAUGAGUUUUUUAUGUGAACAAGCUGUGGUAUAUAUAUAAAUAUAUAUAGAAAACUUGUCAUAACACAAGAUGUUCAUAUUAUAAAAAUCAUGAAAUCUUUGUUUCUUAUGCAAAAACCAUGGCAUGUUAUGAGGUGUAUAUUUUUUACAACAUUAAUCAUUGUAAUAUUUGUAAGUUUAUAACUUGUUUUUCAAAGUAAGAAAAAAAUGCACGAGAAUGUCACUUGGUUUAACAUGAUGUAUUGUUGCAAAAGUACAAAAAACAGUUUGCCAACAUUUGUUCCCAGCCUUAUUGUUGUUUUUAGAAACAGAACAUUAUCUAACAUGAGACUCAUCAUCAGUAGCUGCCUUAUAAAACAUGUUUCAUGACAUAACUAGACUUAUAACAAGGUUCAAUACCUAGUCUUGGCCUACAACUUACAUCAUGAUUAUCAAAUAUACAAAAAUCUUCUUUUUUUACAUUUUUCUUCAAAGCCUUUUCCAUAUACAACUACAUCUAUAUGGUCGAUUUUACCUGCCUUAAAUUUUCAACUUUCUUUGAUACUUUCUCUAUCAACAUAAAUAAACUCAGUUAAUUAUACUGGUUGUACAAUAGUUUCAAUUUUGCUUCAAAUGCUCAAAGAAUUAUGGGAAAUCCUAGCACAAUGGUAGUGGUGCUUCAAUAAUUAAUGAGAGGUUAUAUUAAUGACAUCAUGUAUGGGGGAGGGGGGAUUGAAUUACAGGAAAUAUUGAGUUGCACUAGUAAGAAUUUGAAGAGAAAAUAGAUUAUGAAAGAAGAUUUUUUUUGUUGUUGAAUAUUUAGAGAUACAAUUUUGUUAUACAGUUGACCAUGUAUGUAUAUUAUGACUUUAACUGUUGAAUCAGUUAUAGCAAUUUGUUAUAGAGUAUCUUAGAUUAUUAUUUUUGAACACAUAGAUGCAUUUAUUGCAUUGCAUUUUGUUAGAGAGCAUAUAUAACAUUGUUACACAUUAUUGGCUUUUUUAAAAAAAACUUGAAAAUAUUGUUGAUGUUAAGUUUUGUUUUACUUUCUGUUAAUGGCAUUUAAAUUGUAUAUCAAAAUAUUAAAUUGUAGCAAUAAAUUUGCUGACCUGUCAAUGAUAGAAUAAAUACGAGUGGCUAAUUCAAAUUUAAAUGUAGCUCAGUAUUGACCAAUCAGAUUCAUGAGUUGUUUGACUGGUUUUGAAACGUCUGCAAUCUUGAACCCAAAGGAAUAAAAAGUCCAUAAUUUAAAUUGGGUUACACCUUUGCUGUUGAUUGUAAUUAUGCUCAUACAAAGAAAUGUAAAAUUCUAAUUUUUGAACUCCUGUUUUAUUUCUCCAGAAUCACACAAAUUGAAUUGCAAAGUUUAAUUAAGUUAUAGGACUUAAUGAAGAGUAAAGACACUUUGUAGUAGUUUUUCAUUGAGAAGAACAAAGUCUCUUCCAGAUUUCAAGCAUGAAUGGUUUGGAAGAUAAAGGAAUACUCAUUCAUUUGCUCUUUCUUCUUAGAGUGUAAUUUACAAUUAAGAAAACCAAUUCAAGUAUGAAAUCUGUGAAAUCUGGACAGCCUCUCUUGUAUUGUUCUGCUUCAAAUCAUAUAGGUCAAUAGAAAACUAAUAUAUCACUGUAAAAGAUGGAAAUGAGCACUGGCUUAUUGAUCUAUUCUCAGAGUUUCUGCUGUAAUUUUACAUAAAAAAAGAAGAAAAAGGGAAGAAGGUUAAGAAAAUAUACAAAUAUUUCUAGGAGAGAAAAAUUGGUCUGUUCAAAUUUCAGUCUCUCCGGGGAUUGCCAAGUAAAUAGUUUUGGCUGAUUUUAUAGUGAAGCAGAACUGCAUUUGGCAUGUUGUAGAUGUAAUAAUUCAUACUACUUCAGUCAAGUCUGAUUACAGUGUCCCUGUAGAAUUGUAGACAAACUACUGUAUCUUUCUACAGCUAUUUGUCUAUUGAAGGUCUGCUCUAUGCCAUAUUUGGAAGAAAAAAAAUGUUCCACUCCGAUCAAAAAUAAUUGAUGUGAAAAUUAAUAGGCAAAUAUUGAUAAAUUUAUUUUGUUUCGAUUAUGGUAUAGACUAAAGUAUUACAAUUUGAUAUUUUAGCAUACAUUUGGAGCAUUUAUCUUUGUUUUACCAGAUUAACUGAUUUAAUUUUGUUAUGAUCUUUCAUAAUUGGACAGAUUGUCUCCAUGCACACAGUUCUCUUUUUCUCUUUUUAAGCAUAUAAUCCAGGUAAAUCAUUUUGAUGUAGGGUUUUCCCCUAUUAAAUAUUUUUAAUGAAAUGUAAAAUAUCUGGCUUACUUUAGCAAGUUUGUUAACAAACUACACUGAAAUCCCUGGUGCAUUAUUUUAUCUAAUUUAUCUUCUUUCCUAUUGACCAUUUACCACAACUAGUCUUCACUUCCAUCCAGUCUAAAAAGCCUGUGUAGAUUUCAAAUAUUUACAUCUUGAUAUCCCUAAAAUUGAUAAUGGACAGUUCCAAAAAUUGAAGCUGGACAAGUCCAUUUAAGAAAUUGAGGUAAUUAAAGUUUUGGUAAGGAAUGGCAGGUAUUAUGUUGAGAAAUAUUUUAAAUGUUUAAUCUAAGUCCAUUGUAUUAUAAAAAUGCCUGAAUUCAAUAAGACAAGACAGUUUUACAAGGUUAUAUACGGUAAUUGAAUAUUUCUAAUUUCAUUCAAAAGCAGCUGUGUGUACAUUAUUUUUGUUUUUAUUUUUAUUUAUUUGCAUUUAAAGAGAACAUUUUUGUGUUUUAAUAAACAGUAUCUAUAUUGAUUCUUAUGUACAUGUAUAUUUAUUUAUUUUACUGAUAAUCAUUUUACUUUUAUGAAGAACAGUUGUGUUUUGUUUUUUAUUUGAUGAUAUUUACUUAUAAUCAAAAUAUAUUGUUUACUUUACACAAGGUGAGUAAAACUUUUUUAGAAUCUCAACAAUCUAGGUCUGACAAUUUUUAUUUUAACUUAU